AUAGAUGCGAUGGACGCUCUUCUCAACGCUUUGCAAGAAAGGCCUGACCAUGCAUCAGAGUAGCGAGUAGGGAGGACGUGGCAAUCCUCAAGGUUAUUCCCGCUUCCAAGCCGGGCUCCGCGUUUCUCUCCUACUGUUCCAACUUGAUCUCGCGACUAUAAAAGAGAGCCCUCGAUAUAGGGAACGUUAUUACUAGUUCAUCGCGACCAGUAGAAAAAUCAAUCCUCCAAGAAUGUUCAAGUUGAUCGUUUUCAUCGCCCUCGCGGCCGUCGCAGCGUCCGCUCCUGCACCAGCACCCUCGCCGAUUUUCGCCGGGCCGAUUGCUUAUUCUGCCCCAAUCGUUGCCGCACCUGCAGCCGUCAGCUCGUCGUACUCCUAUUCGGCUCCGUUAACAUACAAAACGUACGCAGCCCCUUUGACCUACGCCGCACCGUACGCACCUCUCGCCUACAAAGCAGCUUACGCGCUCGUCUAACCAUCGCGACCCUUUAAACUAUCGACGACCUUUGAUUUCUCUCGUCACAGCCUUGAACCAUCAUCGUUCCAUUGCAAUUCACUUUUCGUACGGUAGAGAAGCAAUCGCAUUACGAAAACCUGAUCGAAAACGAACAAUGUUAUAUAUCUCGAAAAGCAAAUAAAAAAUCUGCUAACUCUUUAAA
Messenger RNA from Vespula vulgaris, 659 nucleotides. RefSeq names its product neuropeptide-like 3. The coding region runs from base 233 to 475 and encodes 80 amino acids. NCBI's taxonomy places the organism in Eukaryota, Metazoa, Arthropoda, Insecta, Hymenoptera, Vespidae. The record is from RefSeq and is a predicted model, not a curated record. The transcript has 2 exons.